Scylla paramamosain (green mud crab) is the source of this 2414-nucleotide messenger RNA. RefSeq lists its product as uncharacterized. Gene Ontology annotation, molecular function: DNA binding; zinc ion binding. The coding region runs from base 705 to 1265 and encodes 186 amino acids. NCBI's taxonomy places the organism in Eukaryota, Metazoa, Arthropoda, Malacostraca, Decapoda, Portunidae. The transcript is spliced from 7 exons. The record is from RefSeq and is a predicted model, not a curated record.
AGUGUAAGGCCGAGUUAGUGUCGCGGCGGGCGGGGAGAUAGCCACGAGCGUGUGGGGGCCGCCAGCGCCACCCUUUGUUAGGGCGGCGGUGGCGUCCUGCUGGCGAGGUGGCGGCGGCUCAAGGACGGCCGCCCCACCCUCACCUGGACCACCGUGGCGGCGGCGGCGGCGGCCACAAAGUGGAUUCCACCUGCUUGGGCCCCGCUCAGCAGGUGACCCCGCUGGCUGGUCCCCGCCCCGCAUACCCUGCUGUAUUUAGGAAUGCUUGGCCCCAGUAACCCCUUGUGUUCCAGGAGCCACCUCACCUGUGCUGUGUCUAAUAACCAACGUGUGCGUGUGACUCUCAGUGUUUCUAGUGUUGCUGCUGCUAGUGUUGUGAGCCACGUAGGGUACACUGAAAUGGUAUGGGUGGGCGUGUGAGGCUUGUCACGUGGUAUUCCUGACCUGACCUCCUGUUGGGUGACCACCACGGUAGUUGGUUGUGCAGCCUUUUGAGAGCACACAGCCCAGCCCAGCCCAUCAGGUGCAGCAGUGGUUGGUGCAAGCCAGCUCCUGCGUGCGUGUGUGUGUGCGUGUGCGUGUGAGGGGUGAGCUGAGGAGAAGUAGCAGGUGUCUAAAAACAGAGGAGUGAGGCAGCCCAGCAGCUGCCCGCCCCAACCCCAUCCACAACUCUGGCAGGAGGAGAACAACAGAUUGACCGGAGGAUGGAGCGAGAGAGCAACCAGCUGGAGGCCGGACCCAUUCUGUGCCGCACUGGCUGUGGCUUCUUUGGGUCCCCAAACACUGAUGGGCUCUGCUCCAAAUGCUACAAGGAUGCUCUCAAGAAGAAACAGCAACCACCCUCCAGUGUGACCUCCCCCACCUCUCCGGCAGCAUCCAGCCCUGCCCCUCCAGCUGCUGCCCUCCACCAGACCCCAGCUGCUGCCACUACCACUGCUCAGCCAACGGUUCCUUCCCUUACACAGGUGGGUGGGGCAGCGGCGGAUAAGCGUGAAAGUGGGGAAGAGGGCGGGGCGUCUGCCUCGGAGGACCUGGACCCAGCCAGCCCAGACAAGGAUGCAGGCAAGAAGAAGAAAAACAAAUGCCAGAUGUGUAAGAAGAAGGUUGGGCUGACAGGGUUCACGUGCCGGUGUGAGGGCCUGUUCUGCUCCGUGCAUCGCUACAGCAACGAGCACCGCUGCACCUUCGACUACCGUGAGCAUGGGGCGGAGGAAAUAAGGCGGAACAACCCUGUCAUCAAGGGUGAGAAGAUCCAGAAGAUAUGAAGCAGAGGCUAGCGGGCCCUCCCCCCUCCCCCCCCUGGUGAUGACUGGACUGGCGACGCCAGCUGGCCCAGCAGUGUUGAGACUUGGCAGGAUUUUUUUUUAUUAUUAUUUUUCCUUGUUCUAUGAAUAUAUUUGAAAAAAUAGGCCUAUUUGUACAGUGGGGUCAGCGCAGGGGCGGGCCGUCCGCAGGGCCGCGGCGGAGUUUUGAGUUGUGUUGGUUGGCUCUGCUGUGUUGUGUACGUGUGUGUGCGUGGGGCCGCCGCCCCGCACCGUGUCUAGCAUUACCUCAUCGCGUCACCACUCACCCCCUCGCCUCAUCGCUUCACCACAGUCAUCAUCACCGUCGUCGCCGCACCCUCGCGCAUCAUCACAUCCCAUGUCGUCUAGUUUGUAGGCGCCCCAGCCCGGGGACCUGUCGGGCCAAACUCGGUCCGUACGUCCUUGAGAGAUAUAAUAAAGUGGCGUUGUUCUUUCCGGAAGGGCGAGGGAAGGAAGCCGCUGGGGUAGACGUGGCUCCUGGGCCGCGGCCUGCCUUACUCGGCCGUUGGAACCGUCGGCCUGGUCAGCUCCAGCGGCAGGCCGUCAUUAUGCACUGGGACUCACUUAGAGACGAACUCUCGCCUUUUGUACCGAGCGUAUUAAACCUACUAAAUACUGCAACAUUUGUAGUGGCUACGAAGAAUGACAACAGUGAGGUUUCCUUGUUUGUGUGAAUGGAGACUUACCUCUUACUAGGGCACCUGUGUCACUUUACCUUAACCAAACCACCGCCCGCCCUCGCCCCGACCGCGAGGGAUACUUGCCGGGUUUUUUUUUGUGAGACUUCUCUUGUUUGUGUUUUAUUGCAGUAGUCGGUGCUUAUACAGAGUAGCGGACACGCUGGAACAUCAAUUUUAACGAAGAAUAAAGGUUUAACGUGGCAAGCUCCUUACAAAUGUUGCCUGAUGAAUGACAGCCAUGUUUGCUCCUUCCAUUUUAGUGUUUAGUUUAUCAUGCCAGUCGGUUGGCAUCUUGUUUGUGAGGAGUUUGUUUCUUUGCUUUAUAACUAUUCCCUCUUUGAUUACCAUUAUUAUCAAUAGUCAUUGUUACUAUAUACGAUUUGUAGUCAAAUAUGUCCUGGUGUGCUCAAUAAAUGGGUACAGCUAACUA